Molecule: messenger RNA, 15953 nt
Organism: Mus musculus (house mouse)
Lineage: Eukaryota; Metazoa; Chordata; Mammalia; Rodentia; Muridae
Gene: Ubr5
Product: ubiquitin protein ligase E3 component n-recognin 5
Exons: 59
Coding region: 5435-13837 (2800 amino acids)
Biological process (GO): protein ubiquitination
Cellular component (GO): cytoplasm; nucleus
Molecular function (GO): RNA binding; ubiquitin-protein transferase activity; ubiquitin binding
Source: RefSeq, a predicted model, not a curated record
UCUUUCUUUCUUUCUUUCUUUCUUUCUUUCUUUCUUUCUUUCUUUCUUUCUUUCUUUUUAUUAUUACGUAUUUUCUUCAAUUACAUUUCCAAUGCUAUCCCAAAAGUCCCCCCCCCCCCACUCCCCUACCCACCCAUUCCCAUUUUUUGGCUCUGGCGAUCCCCUGUACUGGGGCAUAUAAAGUUUGCCCGACCAAUGGGCCUCUUUCCAGUGAUGGCCGACUAGGUCAUCUUUUGAUGCAGCUAGAGUCAAGAGCUCUGGGGUACUGGUUAGUUCAUAAUGUUGUUCCACCGAUAGGGUUGCAGAUCUCUUUAGCUCCUUGGAUACUUUCUCUAGCUCCUCCAUUGGGGGCCCUGUGAUCCAUCCAAUAGUUGACUGUGAGCAUCCACUUCUGUGUUUGCUAGGCCCCGUCUUUCUCUCUCUCUCUCUCUCUUUCUUUCUUUCUUUCUCCUUCCUUCCUUCCUUUCUUUUUUUUUUUUUUGAGACAGGGUUUCUCUGUAUAGCCCUGAUUGUUCUGGAACUCCCUCUGUAGACCAGGCUGGCAUCGAACUCAGAAAUCCACCUGUCUCUGCCUUCCAAGUUCUGGAAUGAAAGGCGUGUGCCACCACUGCCUGGCUGGUUAACCCUUUCUAAAUUGAGAGAUUUCACCCCAGAGAAAGAAUUAGUUCCGAUUAUUAGCCAGAAACUUCCAGCGCCUUCUCUUCCAUAUGUGAGUCACAGGCUAGUGCUCUGCUGCUGAGCUGCACAUCCAGCUUCCUUUAACUAGAAGUGUAUAUGCACGUGUGUGCAGUCUCAGGAUGUGAGAGCAGUUGGCCCUGGACUGCUGAGUUUAAGAGUGUCUGCCUCGCCUCCCCGAGUAGCUGGAAUUACAGGUGCACGGCCUCAGCUUCCUAUCCAGGCUGGUAUGGUAGUACACUAUCCUUUUCAAAGGGCUUUAUUGGACCACUGCUUACUGCCUGUCUUGGUCACUGUUCUAUUUCUGUGACUAAGCAUUCAACUAUAUGAGCUUGUGGGGGAAUCUUCUCAUUCAAGCCACCAUGUUCCACUGUCUGGCCCUCACAGACUUGUAGCCAUCUCAUAAGGCAAAUAUGCAUUCAGUCCAACUUCAUAAGUCCCCAUAGGUCAUCAUAGUUUUAACACUGUUUAAAAGCUCGAAGUCUCUUUUAAUACUCAUGGCAAACUCUUAACUGUAAUCCCCUGUAAGAUCUAAUCUAAAAGCAGAUCACCUACUUCCAACAUACAAUGUCACAGAAUACAUAGUACUAUUCAAAAAGCAUGGUGAGGAAAUACUGGACCAGAGUAAACCUGAAAAUCAGCUGGGCAAACUCCAGAUUCUCCAUCUCCAUGUCUUAUGUCAAAAGUGCUCUGUAGGCCUCUAGUUUCUUUUAGCUUUGUUGACUGCAACACAUUCCUCCCCUCCCCUCCCUGAACUGGUUCUACACCCAGUCUGCAACUUUCCUUGACAGGUAUCUCAAGAUACUGGGAUCUCCAAUCUCUUGGGGUCUUUAACACAAUCCAGGUUUUACCUUCAUACUUUCAUGCAAUGGCAGUGGUGUGGUUUGGAUAAAAACGGCUCCCAUGGGCUUGUAUAUUUGGAUGCUUAGUCACCAGGGAGUGAAACUCUUUGAAAUGGCCUCUCUGGGACUCUAGGUAGGGAUACCAGAGAUGCUCACCUGGCCUCAGUGGCUUUCCUUAGCCACAGAGGGAGAUUCCACAACCCUUUUCUUGUAUUCUUAACUCUAAAUCACAACCACAUGGACAAGGCUGCCAAGUUCUGCUGCUUGAUGGGGCUGGAACUUGGCCCGAGUUACAUUUGUAUUAGCUUCUCUGUUGUUGAUGGUUUCCUUUACUGCUCAAGGUUCCCUUUAAUUCCUUUUUACAAGUUGGAAUCUUACUUGGGUGGGGUAUGAGGCCAUUAUUCCUUCAUUCCAUUUAGCAUCAAGCUUUCCUUUAAAGCCUUUUAUCCCUUAAGCCCUGGCCUUAGGCUCUAUUGCACUUCCUGGUUCUCCUUUUUCUCCUCAAACUGCACAUUUUGUUAUUUCCCCUUGUCCAGCCUUUAUCAUUACAUACAUUCAUAAGAGUGGUAACAGCACAGCCAAUACUAGGCAGUAUUGAAAUCUCUCUGCCAACUUCACUAGUCCAAAACUCUUCAAUUUAGCUUCAGGAAGAUUUUAUGGACUAGAGCAUAACAUUCUUCACCAAAAUAUCACAAUUAUGAUCUAUAGGCCACAUGCUAAUAGUAUUCCUCUCUAAAACUUCUUGAUCUGGGCCCCCACAGUUCAAGUCAUCCUCAGCACUGCCUUUCAUGUUGCUACUAGAGUGGCCCAUUAUGCCCUGUUAAAACAUCCAACCAUUUUUCUAGUCCGAAGUUCCAAAGUCCACAUUCUACCAACAAGCAGCAUGGUCAGGCAAUACCCCAUUGCUGGUACCAACUUCUGUCAUUGUCUCUGUUCUUCUUCUGUGAAGAGACACCAUGACCAAGGCCACUCUUAUAAAAGACAGCAUUUGGUCAGAAGAUUGCUUACAGUUUCAGAGGUUUAGACCAUUAUCAUCAUGGCAGAGAACAUGGAAGCACAAAUAUAGACAUGGUGCUGUAGAAGUAGCCAAGAGUUCAAUAUUCUGAUCUUCAGGAACAUGAGGGUGGGGAGGAAGAGGAAGAGGAGAGGUGAGGCAAAGGAGAAGGAUUAGGAAGAGAAGGAGAAGAGGAGGAAGAGGAAAAAGAGGAAGAGGAGGAGAAAGAAGAGGAAGAGGACAAAGGGUGGGGUACCCCCCCCCCCCGAAAAAGGGUUUCUCUGGAUAGCUCUGUCUGUCCUUUAACUCACUCUGUAGACCAUGCUGGCCUCAAACUCAGAAAUUCACCUGCCUCUGCUUCCCAAGUGCUGGGAUUAAAGUGUGUGCCACCACUGCCUGGCCGGGGUGGGGCAUUUUUAUUCAAACCACCACACUGCCACCCCCCAACCUUAUUUCUUCAUGUAAUAUAUGAUUACUACUACAUGCUUUGAGUGAGGAGAGAGUCUGAACUUUAGGUACAAAAAACUAGGAGUGGAUAAAUGAGGCUGGACACAUAAUGGAAAGGAAGGUGGAGAAGGGAGGUUUGGAAGAAAAAAACAUGGCAAAGCGGAGGGGCCCGGUGUGAGCCCUGGUCAAGAGCAUCUGAAGCCGACAUGCUCAGAGCAUCCUUGAGGCUCUCUCUGCCUAUGACUUUUCUUAGUUCUCUUGGCUGGAACCAUUCCCUCUUUUAACUGCACUCUCGUUGCGUUUAUCAUGCCUAUCUUUUUGGAUUGGUUUUACAUACUUCUAAAUUAUUAACUACUAGAUGGGAGCUAUUAUAUUGUGAACGGACUCAGAGUCACAACUGCUUUUUGUCUGAGCCUCAGCACUAAGGUGUUUGGGCUCUGGAAUCCUUAUGCAACAAGGACUUUUUUCCACCUCUCCUAGACAGGGUUUCUCUGUGUGUAUUCCUAGCUUUCCUGAACUCACUGUGUAGACCAGGCUGGCUUGGAACAGAAAGAUCUCUGCCUACCUCCCUGGAGCAUUGAGAUUAAAGGUGUGGAUCACCACUGCCGGGCUAGCCAGGACAUCCUUUGCCUUAGAGUGAGGUGUACUGUACUUGGAGCCAUUGGCAGUAUAAAGCAGUGCACACAAUAUGUUAAAAAUCUUUCAUUAUGUGUAUGAACUGCUGUGUGCCUGACACAUCUUUUUGCUUGACAUACAGUAUUUAGACCCAGUGUAUAACAAAAUGCUGUAACUGGGUAAAUAAUUAAGGCCACUUGGUUAAGUAGCAGAAUCAGGACUGAAAUUCUACUUUGUCUGACUCUAGAACCAGCAGUGUCCAUCACACGGACUUGAGGGGAAAAAAAAAUCAAAGUAGCAAUUACAGGAUGGUUGGUAGUCAUGGGAUGCAGCGCUUUCAGUGGCUUAACUCACUAUUAAUUGACUGACACAAGGUCUUACUGUGUAGUUCUAACUGGCCUGGAACUCUUAGAUCAGGCUGGCCCACAACUUAAGAUGUCUGUCUGCCUCUGUCUUCUGAGUGCUGGGACAAAGGUGUGCAUCAUUGACCAGCCUUGAACACUUUGUAGUUUAUCUAGGUGAAAACUGGAGCUGAUGGCCAACUAAAAAUUAUUCCUUAUCUGUCUCAUGGUGUACCCAGUAAAUCUUGAUAUCUAAUUUUUCAUGUAUUCUCAAAAGAACUUCCUAAACUAAAGAAGAGAAGAAAACUGCUCUGCUGUGCAAUCAUUAAUGUUGUAUACCCGAUUUAACGAACGACUGUUACAGACUGGAGAAGAGGCUUCAUGCUUUCAGCGGAAUUCGAUAUUUCGAAAGGAUCACAGAAAACUUUAAGAGGGAAACUGUACCGGUUCGGGAGUGAGGGUACGCGGAGGAGGAAGAAUUUCAUAAGUUGUAGUUCUGAUACCCCAGGUCACAAGAAAUCUCCCUACAACAGAUGCAUAUCAUCUUUCAUUAAAGUAUACACACACACAACCACCCCCAUAUAAAAACCACACGAAUAACUAAAAAGUGGAAAUUUCCACGUUGCACGAUGGUAGUGCUGAUGAAAGCUGCUACACAGUCACUUCCAAGAUCCUACUAUCAGGUUUUGAUAAGGCUCUUACGUAACUGCCUGCCGUAGGAAGCGGAGCAUCUCUGGUUCCUCGGGGUACAUUUCUCUUAAGUAUAAAUGCGGCUGGAGGACGAGAAACAACAACAAGCCAUUCGCAUAUGCACAACCAUUAGGGAUCCGGGAGGAAAAGAAACCCGGCGCGCGUGCCCUUUCGCCCGGCUUCCCGAGCACGUGCUCUCUGGAACACGCCGCCCCGCCCCGGGGGGCCGGGCUCGCGGCCCAGCGCGCCAAUAGGCGAGCACCUUACAGCACCGUGGCCCGACAACGUUAAGCGGCCCAAUCGCUGGGGCCCGGCCGCCCGUUUCCCGGAGCCCCGCCCCGCGCGCAGAGCCCCGCCCCCGCGGCCCCGCCCUCCGCCCCUCCCCCGCCGAUCGGCGCCCAGGCUGCGAGACGGAGAAACUGGGGCAGAAGUGAAGAUGGCGGCGGCGGCGCUGGCGGCGGCGGUUCGUCGCCAGUGACGCGCGCUGCGGGCUGCUGUCCCUCCCCGCUCCCCGCGUCCGCCGCGUCCGCCCCGGCACCUCUCCACCCGCCGCUCGCCGCGCUCCGGGCUGCCCUCGUCCGUGCGCGCCGUGGCCGGCCGAGCGGGCGGCGCGUUGAUCCGCCCUCCCGCCCGCCGCGCCGGGCCGCCGGGCCGCGGACACACGCUCGGCGGGGAGGCGGCGGUCCCUGCGCGCUCGCGGCCCUCCGUUUGGGGACCGGGAGGAGGAGGCGGUGGCGGCGGCCGUGGGAUCCGGGGACGGGAAGGGGAUCGGGGGGCCGGACGACAGCGGGAGCGGCUCGUUCCCGGGAGCGGGGCGCGCAGGCGGUACCAUGACGUCCAUCCAUUUCGUGGUCCACCCGCUGCCGGGCACCGAGGACCAGCUCAAUGACAGGUUACGGGAAGUUUCAGAGAAGCUGAACAAGUACAAUUUGAACAGCCACCCACCUCUGAAUGUACUGGAGCAGGCUACUAUUAAACAGUGUGUGGUGGGACCCAAUCACGCCGCGUUUCUUCUUGAGGAUGGCAGAAUUUGUAGGAUUGGUUUUUCAGUACAACCAGACAGACUGGAAUUGGGUAAACCUGAUAAUAAUGAUGGGUCAAAACUGAACAGCAGCUCGGGGACAGGGAGGACCUCUAGGCCAGGAAGGACAAGUGACUCCCCGUGGUUUCUCUCAGGUUCUGAGACUCUGGGCAGGUUGGCAGGCAACACUCUGGGAAGCCGCUGGAGUUCUGGCGUGGGGGGAAGUGGAGGAGGCUCCUCUGGUCGGUCGUCUGCUGGAGCUCGUGAUUCCCGGCGACAGACUCGAGUCAUUCGGACUGGCCGGGAUCGGGGGUCUGGACUCCUGGGCAGUCAGCCCCAGCCAGUUAUUCCAGCAUCUGUCAUUCCUGAGGAGCUGAUAUCACAGGCACAAGUUGUUCUACAAGGCAAAUCGAGAAGUGUCAUUAUUCGAGAACUUCAGAGAACAAAUCUUGAUGUCAACCUUGCUGUAAAUAACUUACUGAGCCGGGAUGAUGAGGAUGGAGAUGACGGUGAUGACACAGCCAGUGAAUCUUACCUGCCGGGAGAAGAUCUUAUGUCUCUUCUUGACGCUGACAUUCACUCUGCCCACCCAAGUGUCAUUAUUGAUGCUGAUGCCAUGUUUUCUGAGGACAUUAGCUAUUUUGGUUAUCCUUCUUUUCGUCGUUCAUCACUCUCUAGGCUAGGCUCAUCACGAGUUCUCCUUCUUCCCUUAGAGAGAGACUCAGAGCUUCUGCGGGAACGGGAGUCUGUUCUACGUUUACGGGAGCGGCGGUGGCUUGAUGGAGCCUCAUUUGAUAAUGAAAGGGGCUCUACCAGCAAAGAGGGAGAGUCAAACCCGGAUAAGAAGAACACGCCUGUUCAGAGUCCAGUGUCUCUGGGAGAAGACUUACAGUGGUGGCCUGAUAAGGAUGGAACAAAAUUUACCUGCAUUGGGGCUCUGUAUUCUGAGCUUCUUGCUGUCAGCAGCAAAGGAGAACUUUAUCAAUGGAAAUGGAGUGAAUCUGAGCCUUACAGAAAUGCCCAGAAUCCUUCAUUGCAUCAUCCACGAGCAACAUUUUUGGGGUUGACCAAUGAAAAGAUAGUCCUCUUGUCUGCAAAUAGCAUAAGAGCAACUGUAGCUACUGAAAAUAACAAGGUUGCUACAUGGGUGGAUGAAACAUUAAGUUCUGUGGCUUCUAAGUUAGAACACACAGCACAGACUUACUCUGAACUUCAAGGAGAACGGAUAGUUUCUUUACAUUGCUGUGCCCUUUAUACCUGUGCCCAGCUGGAGAAUAAUUUGUAUUGGUGGGGUGUUGUUCCUUUCAGUCAAAGGAAGAAAAUGUUAGAGAAAGCUAGAGCAAAAAAUAAAAAGCCCAAAUCCAGUGCUGGUAUUUCUUCCAUGCCAAACAUCACUGUUGGAACUCAGGUGUGCUUGAGAAAUAACCCUCUCUACCAUGCUGGAGCGGUUGCCUUUUCAAUUAGUGCUGGCAUUCCUAAAGUUGGUGUCUUGAUGGAGUCAGUAUGGAAUAUGAAUGAUAGCUGUAGAUUUCAACUUCGGUCUCCAGAGAGCCUGAAGAGCAUGGAAAAAGCCAGCAAAACUCUUGAGACAAAGCCCGAGAGUAAGCAGGAACCAGUAAAAACAGAAAUGGGCCCUCCACCAUCACCAGCAUCCACCUGCAGCGACGCGUCCUCAAUUGCCAGCAGUGCAUCCAUGCCAUACAAACGACGUCGGUCAACUCCUGCCCCGAGAGAAGAGGAGAAGGUGAACGAGGAGCAGUGGCCCCUUCGGGAAGUUGUUUUUGUUGAAGAUGUUAAGAACGUUCCUGUUGGCAAGGUGCUGAAGGUAGAUGGUGCCUAUGUCGCUGUAAAGUUUCCAGGAACAUCUACUAACACCACCUGUCAGAACAGCUCUGGUCCAGACGCCGACCCUUCCUCGCUCCUGCAGGACUGCAGGCUGCUUCGAAUUGAUGAGCUGCAGGUUGUCAAAACGGGCGGCACCCCAAAAGUUCCCGACUGUUUUCAGAGGACUCCCAAAAAGCUUUGUAUACCCGAGAAGACUGAAAUACUAGCAGUAAAUGUGGAUUCCAAAGGUGUCCAUGCUGUUCUGAAGACUGGAAGCUGGGUUCGGUACUGUGUCUUUGAUCUUGCCACAGGGAAGGCUGAACAAGAGAAUAAUUUCCCAACAAGCAGUGUUGCUUUUCUUGGUCAGGAUGAGAGGAGUGUCGCUAUCUUCACUGCUGGGCAGGAAUCUCCUAUUGUUCUUCGAGAUGGAAAUGGUACUAUCUACCCAAUGGCCAAGGAUUGCAUGGGAGGAAUACGGGAUCCUGACUGGCUUGAUCUCCCACCAAUCAGUAGUCUUGGGAUGGGUGUACAUUCUUUAAUAAAUCUUCCUGCCAACUCAACAAUCAAAAAGAAAGCAGCUAUUAUCAUCAUGGCUGUAGAGAAGCAAACCUUAAUGCAGCACAUUCUCAGAUGUGACUACGAGGCCUGCCGACAGUAUCUCGUGAAUCUGGAGCAAGCCGUGGUUUUAGAGCAGAACCUGCAGAUGUUACAGACGUUCAUCAGCCACAGAUGUGAUGGGAACCGGAACAUUUUACAUGCUUGUGUAUCAGUUUGCUUUCCAACCAGCAAUAAGGAAACUAAAGAAGAAGAGGAAGCUGAGCGCUCAGAAAGAAAUACAUUUGCUGAAAGGCUUUCUGCUGUGGAGGCCAUUGCAAAUGCAAUAUCAGUUGUUUCAAGUAACGGCCCAGGUAAUCGGGCUGGAUCAUCAAAUAGUCGAAGUUUGAGAUUACGAGAAAUGAUGAGACGUUCAUUGAGAGCAGCUGGUUUGGGUAGACAUGAGGCUGGAGCUUCAUCCAGUGACCACCAGGAUCCAGUUUCACCCCCCAUAGCUCCCCCUAGCUGGGUUCCUGACCCUCCUUCAAUGGAUCCUGAUGGUGAUAUUGAUUUUAUCCUGGCCCCCGCUGUGGGAUCUCUUACCACAGCAGCGACUGGCAGUGGUCAAGGACCCAGCACCUCCACCAUUCCAGGUCCUUCCACAGAGCCAUCUGUAGUAGAAUCCAAGGAUCGAAAGGCAAACGCACAUUUCAUAUUAAAAUUACUAUGCGACAGUGCGGUUCUGCAGCCUUAUCUACGAGAGCUUCUUUCUGCCAAGGAUGCAAGAGGAAUGACCCCGUUUAUGUCAGCUGUAAGUGGCCGGGCUUAUCCUGCUGCAAUCACCAUCCUAGAAACAGCCCAGAAGAUUGCCAAAGCUGAAGUAUCUGCAAGUGAAAAGGAGGAAGAUGUGUUCAUGGGAAUGGUUUGCCCGUCAGGUACCAACCCUGACGACUCCCCUUUGUAUGUCUUAUGUUGCAACGACACCUGCAGCUUUACCUGGACUGGAGCAGAGCACAUUAACCAGGACAUUUUUGAAUGUCGGACUUGUGGUUUACUGGAGUCGCUUUGUUGUUGUACAGAAUGUGCAAGGGUUUGUCAUAAAGGGCACGAUUGCAAACUCAAGAGGACUUCACCAACAGCUUAUUGUGAUUGUUGGGAGAAAUGUAAAUGUAAAACAUUGAUUGCUGGACAGAAGUCUGCUCGUCUUGAUCUACUUUAUCGCCUGCUUACUGCUACAAAUCUGGUCACCCUACCAAACAGUAGGGGAGAGCACCUUUUGCUGUUCUUAGUACAGACCGUGGCCAGGCAGACAGUGGAGCACUGUCAGUAUAGGCCUCCACGAAUCAGGGAGGAUCGCAACAGGAAAACAGCCAGUCCUGAAGAUUCAGAUAUGCCUGACCAUGACUUAGAGCCCCCAAGGUUUGCCCAGCUUGCCCUAGAGCGCGUCCUUCAGGACUGGAAUGCUUUGAGAUCUAUGAUUAUGUUUGGGUCACAAGAGAACAAAGAUCCUCUGAGUGCCAGCAGCAGGAUAGGCCAUCUUUUGCCAGAAGAGCAGGUCUACCUCAACCAGCAGAGCGGCACGAUUCGGCUCGACUGUUUCACUCAUUGCCUUAUUGUCAAGUGUACAGCAGAUAUUUUGCUUUUAGAUACUCUGCUAGGCACCUUAGUAAAAGAACUCCAAAACAAGUACACACCCGGACGCCGGGAAGAAGCAAUUGCCGUGACAAUGAGGUUUCUACGAUCUGUGGCAAGAGUGUUUGUCAUUCUUAGUGUGGAAAUGGCUUCGUCCAAAAAGAAAAACAACUUUAUUCCACAGCCAAUUGGAAAAUGCAAACGUGUGUUUCAAGCACUGCUUCCUUAUGCUGUAGAAGAAUUGUGUAAUGUGGCAGAGUCUCUGAUUGUUCCUGUCAGAAUGGGGAUUGCCCGGCCGACAGCACCGUUUACUCUGGCCAGUACUAGCAUAGAUGCCAUGCAGGGCAGUGAAGAAUUAUUUUCAGUAGAACCAUUACCACCACGGCCGUCAUCAGAUCAGGCAAGCAGCUCCAGUCAGUCUCAGUCAUCUUACAUCAUUCGGAACCCACAGCAGAGGCGCAUCAGCCAGUCACAGCCCGUCAGAGGCCGAGACGAGGAGCAGGAUGAUAUUGUGUCAGCAGACGUGGAAGAGGUUGAGGUGGUGGAAGGCGUGGCUGGAGAGGAGGAUCAUCAUGAUGAACAGGAAGAGCACGGGGAAGAGAAUGCUGAGGCUGAGGGACAUCACGAUGAGCAUGAUGAAGACGGAAGUGACAUGGAGCUAGAUUUGUUAGCAGCAGCUGAAACGGAAAGUGACAGUGAAAGUAACCAUAGUAACCAAGAUAAUGCUAGUGGGCGCAGAAGUGUUGUCACCGCAGCCACUGCUGGCUCAGAAGCAGGAGCGAGCAGUGUUCCUGCCUUUUUUUCUGAAGAUGACUCUCAGUCAAAUGACUCAAGUGACUCUGACAGCAGUAGCAGUCAGAGUGAUGACAUAGAGCAGGAGACCUUUAUGCUCGAUGAGCCACUAGAAAGGACAACGAAUAGCUCCCAUGCAAAUGGUGCUGCCCAGGCUCCUCGCUCCAUGCAGUGGGCUGUCCGAAAUCCGCAGCAUCAGCGAGCAGCAAGCACAGCUCCGUCCAGCACAUCUACGCCAGCAGCAAGUUCUGCAGGUUUGAUUUAUAUUGAUCCUUCAAAUUUACGCCGGAGCGGCACCAUCAGUACAAGUGCUGCAGCGGCAGCAGCUGCUUUGGAAGCUAGCAAUGCCAGCAGCUACUUAACAUCUGCAAGCAGUUUAGCCAGGGCUUACAGCAUUGUCAUCAGACAAAUCUCGGACUUGAUGGGCCUUAUCCCUAAGUAUAAUCACCUAGUAUACUCUCAGAUUCCAGCAGCUGUGAAAUUGACUUACCAAGAUGCAGUCAACUUACAGAACUAUGUAGAAGAAAAGCUUAUUCCUACGUGGAACUGGAUGGUCAGUGUUAUGGAUUCUACUGAAGCUCAAUUACGUUAUGGUUCUGCACUAGCAUCUGCUGGUGACCCAGGACACCCAAAUCAUCCCCUUCAUGCCUCUCAGAAUUCAGCUCGAAGAGAGAGGAUGACUGCACGGGAAGAGGCCAGUCUAAGAACGCUUGAAGGCAGACGACGUGCUACAUUGCUGAGCGCCCGCCAGGGAAUGAUGUCUGCUCGAGGAGACUUUCUCAAUUAUGCUCUGUCUUUAAUGAGAUCUCAUAAUGAUGAGCAUUCUGAUGUUCUUCCAGUAUUGGAUGUGUGCUCAUUGAAACAUGUGGCAUAUGUUUUCCAAGCCCUUAUAUACUGGAUUAAAGCAAUGAAUCAGCAGACAACAUUAGACACUCCUCAACUGGAACGCAAAAGGACACGAGAACUUCUGGAACUGGGUAUUGAUAAUGAAGAUUCAGAACAUGAAAAUGAUGAUGACACCAGUCAAAGUGCUACUUUGAAUGAUAAGGAUGACGACUCUCUUCCUGCAGAAACUGGCCAAAACCAUCCAUUUUUCCGACGUUCAGACUCUAUGACAUUCCUUGGAUGUAUACCUCCAAAUCCAUUUGAAGUGCCUUUGGCUGAAGCCAUACCCUUGGCUGAUCAGCCACAUUUGUUGCAGCCAAAUGCUAGAAAGGAAGAUCUUUUUGGUCGCCCAAGUCAGGGUCUUUAUUCCUCAUCUGCCGGAAGUGGGAAAUGCAUAGUAGAGGUUACAAUGGACAGAAAUUGUCUCGAGGUUCUUCCAACUAAAAUGUCUUAUGCUGCCAAUCUAAAAAAUGUAAUGAACAUGCAAAACCGGCAGAAGAAAGAAGGGGAAGAACAGAGCCUGCUGGCCGAAGAAGCUGACAGUUCAAAGCCAGGUCCAUCCGCUCCUGAUGUUGCUGCCCAGUUGAAAAGCAGUUUACUAGCAGAGAUAGGACUCACGGAAAGUGAAGGGCCCCCCCUUACAUCUUUCAGGCCUCAGUGCAGUUUCAUGGGCAUGGUUAUCUCCCAUGACAUGCUGCUGGGACGCUGGCGCCUGUCUUUAGAACUGUUCGGCAGAGUAUUCAUGGAAGAUGUUGGUGCAGAGCCUGGAUCGAUUUUAACUGAAUUGGGUGGUUUUGAGGUAAAAGAAUCAAAGUUCCGUAGAGAGAUGGAAAAACUGAGAAACCAGCAAUCAAGAGAUUUAUCACUAGAGGUAAAGGUCGAUCGCGAUCGGGAUCUUCUCAUUCAGCAGACUAUGAGACAGCUUAACAACCAUUUUGGCCGAAGAUGUGCUACCACGCCAAUGGCUGUGCACAGAGUCAAAGUCACCUUUAAGGAUGAACCAGGAGAGGGCAGUGGUGUAGCAAGAAGUUUCUAUACAGCCAUUGCACAAGCGUUUUUAUCAAAUGAAAAAUUGCCAAAUCUAGAUUGUAUCCAAAAUGCCAACAAAGGUACUCAUACAAGUUUAAUGCAAAGAUUGAGGAACAGAGGUGAAAGAGACCGGGAGAGAGAGAGAGAACGGGAAAUGAGGAGGAGCAGUGGCUUGCGUGCAGGAUCUCGAAGAGACAGGGAUAGAGACUUCAGGAGACAGCUCUCCAUUGACACCAGGCCUUUCAGACCUGCUUCUGAGGGGAAUCCUAGUGAUGACCCUGACCCUCUUCCAGCUCAUCGGCAGGCACUUGGAGAGAGGCUUUACCCCCGAGUGCAAGCAAUGCAGCCCGCAUUUGCAAGUAAAAUCACUGGCAUGCUGUUGGAGUUAUCCCCAGCUCAGCUGCUUCUCCUUCUAGCAAGUGAAGAUUCUCUGAGGGCGAGAGUCGACGAGGCCAUGGAACUCAUUAUUGCUCAUGGACGGGAAAAUGGAGCUGACAGUAUUUUGGACCUCGGAUUAUUAGACUCUUCAGAAAAGGUACAGGAAAACAGAAAGCGCCAUGGCUCUAGUAGAAGUGUAGUGGAUAUGGAUUUAGAGGACACAGAUGAUGGUGAUGACAACGCUCCCUUGUUUUACCAACCUGGGAAGAGAGGAUUUUAUACUCCGAGACCUGGCAAAAACACAGAAGCAAGGCUGAAUUGUUUCAGAAACAUCGGCAGGAUUCUUGGACUAUGUCUGUUGCAAAAUGAACUAUGUCCUAUCACAUUGAAUAGGCAUGUAAUUAAAGUGUUGCUUGGUAGAAAAGUCAACUGGCAUGACUUUGCUUUUUUCGACCCUGUAAUGUAUGAGAGUUUACGACAACUGAUCCUUGCAUCUCAGAGUUCAGAUGCUGAUGCUGUUUUCUCAGCAAUGGAUUUGGCAUUUGCAAUUGACCUGUGUAAAGAAGAGGGUGGAGGACAGGUUGAACUUAUUCCAAAUGGUGUAAAUAUACCAGUCACUCCGCAGAAUGUAUAUGAGUAUGUAAGGAAAUAUGCAGAGCAUAGAAUGUUGGUGGUUGCAGAACAGCCAUUGCACGCAAUGAGAAAGGGUCUACUAGACGUGCUUCCAAAAAAUUCCUUAGAAGACUUAACAGCUGAGGACUUCCGGCUCUUGGUGAACGGCUGUGGUGAAGUCAAUGUGCAGAUGCUGAUCAGUUUCACUUCUUUCAAUGAUGAGUCAGGAGAAAAUGCUGAGAAGCUCCUCCAGUUCAAACGGUGGUUCUGGUCAAUAGUAGAGAAAAUGAGCAUGACAGAACGGCAGGACCUGGUUUACUUCUGGACAUCUAGCCCAUCAUUGCCAGCCAGUGAAGAAGGUUUUCAGCCUAUGCCCUCGAUCACAAUAAGACCACCAGAUGACCAACAUCUUCCUACUGCAAAUACUUGUAUUUCUCGACUUUAUGUCCCACUCUAUUCCUCUAAACAGAUUCUCAAACAAAAAUUACUACUCGCCAUUAAGACCAAGAAUUUUGGUUUUGUGUAGAGUAUAAAAAGUGUGUAUUGCUGUGUAAUAUUACUAGCUAAUUUUGUAGAUUUUUUUUCCCAUUUGUCUAUAAAAGUUUAUGGAAGUUAAUGCUGUCAUAACCCCCACCCCACCCCACCCCCGGUGGUACCUUAAAGAGAUUAAAUGCAAACAUUCCUUGCUGAGUUUGUAGCUUAAAGGCCUGAGAAGCACUGGCACCUUUUCUCUAUGAUGGUUUGCUAGUCGCCAACUUCUAGGUCUAACCCCAGCCAAAGAUGACAGCAGAACAACAUAAUUUACACUGUGAUUUAUCUUUUUUGCUGAGGGGGAAAAAUGUAAAAUGUUCUGAAAAUUCACUGCUGCCUUUGUGGAAAGUGUUUCAGCAAAGGUUCUUGUAUAGAGGGAAUAGGGAAUUUCAAAAUAAAAAAUUAAGUAUGUUCUGUGUUUUCAUUUUAGCUUUUUUAUGGUGUUAUUUGUGGUUGGCUGCAAUUGUGUAUCAUGUAUAUGGAACUUGUAAAAAGUUCUUGACAUUCGGAUUUUAGAGACAAAACCACUUUUACCUAUAAAAACCUCACUUUUAGUGUGGGUUAUUUCAGCUACAUUGAGCUCUAGGAUACUAAAUACACUAAUAGUUUGCAUGUAAUGUGUUCAUUUGAGAGAGGCACUUUUCUGUACAUAAAAUGGGCCGACGCACAGUACCUUGCCACAGUCACCUUUUUUCUUUGUACCCCUCUUUCAGUGCAGGUGGAUAGGUCACACUGCACUUGAGUGCUAACCAGAUGUCUGUACUAAGGUUAUGUGUACUCAGCCUGGGCACUUUCUGAUAACUGUAAAAUGUUUUAUAAGAUCAUGAAUACUGAAAAUUUUAAAUUUUGGAGAAUUUUAAAUGUUCUUGAGCAGCUUAACUACUUUUGUAUCUAGCCUUUUUUUUUAAGUAUCUUGUUACAUUUUACUUUUUUAAAUAAAUUACAGAAGAAAUGUCAAGUAACAUUGAAGAAACAGUUUUUAUUUAUAUAGUUGUACAUUUUUUAAGCUAGGGGCAAUGCACUGACAUGGUUAUAUUCAUACUUUUUUUUUAAGUUUAUAUACAUGUGAACUAUAAGAAAGUUAAGAAAAUCAGUCCACAUUUUACAGUUAGCAGAGAAUCCUAAAUGGCACUCAGCCAGGCCUUUUCGUUUUACAAGUAGAAGUGUGAUUAGUCAGCACAGAAGUUUUGAGUCAACUCCAUGACAGGCAUCCAUCCAUCUAUCUAUCUAUCUAUCUAUCUAUCUAUCUAUCUAUCUAUCUAUCUAUCUAUCUAUCUAUCUAUCUAUCUAUUUUUAAAGAUGCUCUGUGGUCUGGGACCAAUACCCUUACAUUUGUGGACUGAGAGUUUUAUUCAGUCAGAUAACAAGGAAUUAAAAGUCCCUACUAGGAUUUAAAUUAGUUACUUAAAUAUUCAAAAACAAUUAACGAUACCUGUCUUUUCAGUGCCUGUUUAGGACUCCUGGCCUUUGAUAGUUUUCAUGUUUAAAGGGACUGUGCUUUUAUUAUGUAACUUCCUUUAAAAAACUGAAUCACAUGGCAUUCUCAGCCCCUGUUGACACUUAAGAUAUAAAAAGUAUACACCACCAUGCUGAAAUAGAUAUAUGUAAAUUAGCCAAAGUGAUACAAUGGUUUAUAUGUCUAAAUAUACUGAAUAAGGGCCAACAAACAUCAAUGUGUCUAAAAGGAAUAAAACAAACAUAACCCUCGUGUGCACUUGACAGGCUUGAUAACUGUUAAAUAUGAUGAGGACACUUAGACCCUAAUUGUAAGUUUAUUUUUAAUAGUUAUUAAAAGAAAGAAAAUAUUUAAAUAAUGCAGUAUUUAAAGUGCAAGAUAUCUGAGGUCUUCCAUAUUGGUUAAAAUGCUUUUAGUAAUAGUAAGAGCAUAGUAAGGUGUUUUUUUUUUUUUUUUUUUUUUUUUUGAAGUUUGGCUACUUCCUGCAUCUCCAAAAGUGUGGUUCAAGAUGCUCUGGAGUGGCUCUGGCUUACUGCCACAGGCUGGAGAGGAUGUUUCAAAAGGAAUUCUUUUACUACUUAAUACUUGUUCCCAGACAACAUAUCUGCUGUAAAGAUAGGUUUGCUUUAAUAAAUGUAACAACUGUAAGACUCAA